This is a messenger RNA of Lathyrus oleraceus (garden pea), 1325 nucleotides long. RefSeq lists its product as uncharacterized. NCBI's taxonomy places the organism in Eukaryota, Viridiplantae, Streptophyta, Magnoliopsida, Fabales, Fabaceae. The transcript is spliced from 4 exons. Gene Ontology annotation, cellular component: chloroplast. The record is from RefSeq and is a predicted model, not a curated record. The coding region runs from base 134 to 1180 and encodes 348 amino acids.
UGUAUUUUAAAAUUGAUGGGCCCACCUUAUCCAGAAAAGAAAGCAUGAAAAAGGAGAGGCUCUUAUUUCUCAACGUAUCUGGUUUGUAAUUGUAAUCCCAGACAGCCCACUCUCCGCCACGGAAUGGGGAGACAUGAAUCUCACAGCCGCACUUUCUUCUUCUCUUUCCUCCGCCGCACUCCACCGGAACAAUGCAUCCAAAAUUCCUACAUGCACCCCCUUUUCCCUCCGUCAUCGCCACUACCACAACCACUCUUUUUCAUUGCGAGUUGUCAAUGAUUCUGAUAGGACUGAACUGUCAUCUGAUGCCAAAACAGAAACACCAUACUCAGAGGCUGAUAAAAUAGUUGACAGUAUGAACUUUGGUGAGCUGUGCAAUGAGUUCGAGUGCAACAGUAGUCCUUCUAUAGAAUCCACUGCAAGGCAACUUGCUCUAGAUAUAUUCGAGCUAAGGAGCGGGAAUCGAGCGCUCGGAACAUAUGCAGUUUCGGUCACUUAUAAGGAUCCCAUCAGGAGUUUUACUGGUCGUGAGAAGUAUAAGAGACCUCUAUGGGCAACCAUUGCACUAGACAAUCCAUCUGUGACUGUGCAGGAAAUGACCAUGCUGUCAACAAGUGUUUUAAGGAUCAAGUGGACAAUUAGAGGAAAGCCUAAAUCUGUUCUAGCUGUGGUAGGAGGAGAUCUCAUACUCACAGUUACUUCAAAAUUUACUCUUAACCAAAUUAGUGGACAAGUCAUUCAGCAUGAAGAAUUAUGGGACUUAUCAGCUUCAUCUGCUAGUGCUCAGGCAUUUUUCUGGACGUCGCGUGUUCUCUUUGCUACUCUUGAAUCUAUAAAAGAUUUAGCUGAUAGUGCCAAGAAUUUGAGUGCUAAUUUUUCAAACAAGAAAGAGAACAUGGAUAUUUAUCCAGAUCCUUCUGGUGAUCCAACCAAGGUGAGUUCUUCUGUUGUUUACAAGAAUCUUAAACUAUGCGUGACUUCAUCGUCCUGUUCUUUGGACAUGCCUCAUUUAUUUUCUUUCACGAGACGAUUGUUCUGUUUGUGGUUUCAUUCAGUUCUUCCAGAGAGACGACAGCUUUCAGCAAGAUAUAUACCAGAUUGCACUCCUCCUGGCAGUUAUAUAUUUUGUUGUACAGGUUUUAAGGAUAACUUUGUAAAUAACAUGCUUGUCUUGAUAUGAUCUUCAUUUUACAUAUCUUUUUUAUUCAUGAAGAUAUCUGUGUAAUUAUCAACUUAUAAUCAUAAUGUUGUUUUGUCAAAGUUACAAUGAAAUAUGUUGUAUAAAUUCAGUCGUUUCUAUGAAAUUUGGAAGUUUUGCUCGCGCA